Antechinus flavipes (yellow-footed antechinus) is the source of this 4192-nucleotide messenger RNA. RefSeq names its product oxytocin receptor (gene OXTR). Gene Ontology annotation, cellular component: membrane. Lineage: Eukaryota; Metazoa; Chordata; Mammalia; Dasyuromorphia; Dasyuridae. Gene Ontology annotation, biological process: regulation of systemic arterial blood pressure by vasopressin; G protein-coupled receptor signaling pathway; female pregnancy. The record is from RefSeq and is a predicted model, not a curated record. The transcript is spliced from 2 exons. Bases 744 to 1931 code for a protein of 395 amino acids. Gene Ontology annotation, molecular function: oxytocin receptor activity; vasopressin receptor activity; peptide binding.
ACGGUGGACACUUUUUUUUUUUAGGGGAUAAGGCAGAGCGGAGGAGAGGGAUGGAGAGGAAUAGGAAAGGGUUAGAUUGGUCUUCUCAAAGAAGACAGAGCUAGUCCGGGAGAGGUGGGAAGCUGGCAAUCCCGGGGAGCGCGGGCAAAGAUCCUAGUCUGCUCUUUUGGACCCGGAUCCAGCCUGCAGAGGAUUGCGCGUUGGAAGUCUCUCGCAGAAUUCUGAGGGACUCAAAAGCAGGGCGCCGGCUGGAAGGUGGGUGGGAAGGGAUGAUACUGCGGGGCGCCCGGGUUUUUUACCUUCCUUUCUGUUUGCUUACAGGUUAGGACUUUGGAGAGCAGCUGAGCCCAGCUCCCGGGGCUUCCCCUACUCUCUAGGGUGGUGGAGGCGAAAAUAUUCUGGACCCCAGCGCCAACCCCACGCCCGCACCGUCAAGUGUGAAACCUUUUUGGUUGUCUGGCCCCUCGGAGAAGGAGGGGCGCGGGCAGGGGCGGGAGGGGCAGGGCAGCUGGGCCCACGCGCGCUGCUCCCCCUCCCGCGAGUCUCUCCUAUAAAGAGCGCUUCCCGGCUGGUCGGCAGGCAGAGGCGAGUGUGGAGCGCAGCUCCACAGACGCGCAGUGGGGUGCGUCUAGGCACGGCUCCUGGGUCUCUCUCUAGCGGUCUGAGCGCUAUGGCCGGAACCCGGGGCUACGGGCUGUGAGCCUUUGGACGGGCAGCAAGACCGGCAAAGACCCCAGCCCACCAUGGAGAGCUCCAGCGAAGCGGCAGAACCGGGGUCCCUGAACAGCAGCGCCAACUGGAGUCAGGAGCUCUCCAACUCCAGGAACCGCAGUUCCAUCCCCGUCCAACGCAACGAGGCCAUGGCCAAGGUGGAGGUGACUGUGCUGAGCGUGAUCCUGUUCUUGGCGCUGACCGGCAACCUGUGCGUCCUGCUGGCUCUGCGCACCACCCGCCACAAGCACUCCCGCAUGUUCUUUUUCAUGAAACAUCUCAGCAUCGCCGAUCUAGUGGUGGCUGUGUUUCAGGUGCUGCCUCAGCUCCUCUGGGACAUCACCUUUCACUUUUACGGGCCCGACUUCCUCUGCCGCCUCGUCAAGUACCUGCAAGUCGUGGGUAUGUUCGCUUCGACCUACCUGCUGCUACUUAUGUCUCUGGACCGCUGCCUGGCCAUCUGCCAGCCGCUGCGCUCCCUGCGGCGCCAGUCGGACCACCUGUCAGUCCUCUGCACGUGGUUAGUGUGUCUGGUAGUCAGCGUGCCCCAGAUCCAGAUCUUCUCCUUGAGGGAAGUGAGUGAAGGCGUGUACGACUGCUGGGCCGUGUUCAUCCAGCCCUGGGGACCCAAGGCAUAUAUCACUUGGAUCACCCUGACCGUCUACAUCAUUCCCGUGCUGGUGCUCAGUGCCUGCUACGGCCUUAUCAGCUUUAAAAUCUGGCAGAAUUUGAAGCUGAAGACAGCUCAGGAGCCCCGAGCUACUGGGCCCCUGGCCUCCUCUGUUACCUGUGCGGCAGAUGCUAGCCACGGGGCAGCCCUGUCUCGGGUCAGCAGCGUCAAGCUCAUCUCCAAGGCCAAAAUCCGCACCAUCAAGAUGACCUUCAUUAUUGUCUUGGCUUUCAUCGUAUGCUGGACUCCUUUCUUCUUCGUUCAGAUGUGGUCGGUCUGGGAUCCCAAUGCCCCUAAAGAAACCUCUCUGUUCAUCAUUGCCAUGCUCCUGGCAAGCCUCAACAGCUGUUGCAACCCUUGGAUCUACAUGUUGUUCACAGGCCACCUCUUUCAUGACCUGGUGCACCGUUUCCUCUGCUGUUCCACAAGUUACCUGAAGACCAACCCAGGGGGUGAGACCAGCGCCAGCAAAAAAAGCAACUCUUCCACCUUUGUCCUGAGCCGGAAGAGCUCCAGCCUGAAGAGCUUCACCCAGCCAGCUGGAGAGUGAGGAAGAACACAGACAAAGGGUUCUGAGGUCACUGAAUUUAAUUAACUUUGUGUUGGCAGGGAAUUUCUGACCCACCAUGGUGGGGGUCUAUGUACAAAUGUAUGUGUGUAUAUAUAUGUAUGUAUGUAUGUAUGUAUGUAUAAUUAUAAGCUUCUGUACGUAAAUACAAUUUGGGCCCAUGCAUUAUGGGGUACCAGAAAUAUGGACCUAAUAGUCAAAAUGAUCAUCCCUUAUGGAGGUUCUGUGCCACUUCCCAUCUAUUGACCAAUCUUCUAGGCCUUUUGGCAAGAUCUCUUGUUGACCCCUAAAGUACUCAAGGCUCCCUUCUCCUCCUUCCCGAGUAGAUGAUGGCUUCUGUGGAUCUGCCUUUAUUCUUUGUUGAAAUGAAAGGCAGCCUGGAAGAAUGAAGAGAGGGGCAUAACCUAGUGAAGUCCUGCCUCUGAAAAUAGUCUGUGUGACUCUGGGCAAGCCACUUCAUUUCUCUGUGGCCCAAGCAACUCUCUAUAUUGGAUAAUUCCACAGAUCUUGUAGGAAAGGAAAAGCCACCAAAAAUUAAUGUUUGUAGCCUUGCAAACAUUCUUAUUUAAGGUAAAUCUAGGGCAAACGUAGAGCAGUGGUGUUUUCAUUGUGUUACUUGCCAGUGUUGUAAUGAGGAAUGCAUGGUUGGUAGGGCAUGUGGCUAGAAGGAGAAGGGAAAAUUGGGAACAGAAAAUCUAGGGUUUUAAGAUCUAUGUUAGCACAGUUAGGGAAAAAAAUCCUAACCAGCUGCUUCUGUUCUGGAGUGGCAAACAGUUGCUCCAGGGUACAGAUUAACUAGGGGUUAUUCAUCAUUAGGUUAAUGUAGCCAUGUCCACCAUAUUGGACAAUCUGGUUUAGGUAAAUAGACCAGAAGUUUGGUUUAAAAAAAAAAAAAAGAUGAGUUUUUAAAGAAUUGAAUCAACCCAAGUGAAUUAGGCUGCAAAUGAAUUUCUGAAAGACACUAAUGUUCCAGGUUUUUAUUUACCUAGAUAUCUACAUAGCGUCUCCCCAUUUGAUAAUGCUAUGCUCCCCCUGUAUGAGGAAUAGAGUUGAUGAAGCCUUGGAAAAAGAGAUUUCUUUAUUUUUCUAGCUUCUAGCUUCUAGAGAAGACAUACAUGGCUCUGGAGGGAAUGUGCAACUCCUGCUUUGAAUUCUAUUAUUAAUCUUAUUACUAAGCUGAAAUGUUAAAAAUAACUAGAUUCUAAAAAUUAUGGAGCUAAAUUUUAAUUCUCUGAAUGGACAAUGGAAAAUUCUAUCAAAAUGAAAUGGAAAAGUUUUAUUAAGCAAUGUGCAAAGUACUGUGCUAAGAUAUAAAUAGUAAAGAAUCCUAUAUUCUAAAUAUAUAUAUUAUAUAUACAUGCAUAUAUAUAGCAUAUAUUUAGGCUAAGUAUAUAUGUAUGUAUAUAUGUAUAGCAGGGCAUGGCUGUAAGGCAGAUGAAAGGCCCUCCUGGGCCUUAGGAUUCUUAGGGUUGCAGCAGCAGAGUAGGUGAUAAGGGUCAAGAAUCCUUAGAAGGCAAUGUCAGGUUAGAUGGCAAUGACCAAGGGUCCAGAAUGCAUGGUGUUUGGGGAAAUAGUAUGGUAAACCUCAGUGGACACUAUGGAGCAAUAAAAGCACCAGUAGCCCAGCACAAUAGGUUGCCAUCUUGUCAGAAGAAUUAUGUUGGAUGAUUUUCUGAUCAUCCAAAGAAUAUGGGCAGCCACGUACCUGAUCAGUGACUGUUCAGAAUGGGGAUGGUAGAUCUGAGUGUUGGAAUGAAAUGGAGUUCAGUUCCAUUGGGAGUGGGGAGGUGAGAAAUUAAUAUUGAGUAUCUGAGUAAUAAAGUCUGAGAUAGGGGAGCCAAAAAGUCUCUCUACUGGCCUAUUUCUAAUGGGUCCUUGGGCAUUCCAUCAGAUUGGGGGAGGAUAAAAAGGCUGGGCUGAGGGAAGGAUCCUCAGCUUCCUUCAGCAUCUGCUUCUGCUAGGAUCUAGACAGUAACAUAUUUAGGGGUAAAAUUAUUUAUGUUAGAAAUUUCAGGAAAUGAAUGUAUUUGGCGUUCAGAUUGUAGAUGAUGGGUUAGAAAUUUGCAUUGACUUGUGGUGAAACUUCACUUGAUUCUAAGUGUGAGGCGAUUACCUUUGUCCUACCAAAUGCAUACCGUGGUAUUUCUGUGAAUUGCCAAAGGAUGAUAUUUGCCUAUUAUCAAUUAAUCUUCUUUUGUAAUUUGCUUUACAGAUAAAUGCUUAAUAAAGGCUUUUCUCACGUG